Molecule: messenger RNA, 1129 nt
Organism: Prorocentrum cordatum
Lineage: Eukaryota; Dinophyceae; Prorocentrales; Prorocentraceae
Source: the annotation of a GenBank genome assembly
CCUCACUGCAGAAGAUCGGUUGUUUCUUUUGCUCGCUCCGCUUGCGACCAUCCAGUUUCUUGAGAUGGCGAAGAAGGCAACGAAGAUCAGCGGGCCUCCCGCUCGCAAGACGAAGGUUGUCGGAAUCACCCAACAGGGCGCUGGCGAUCGUGCUACCGCUGCCUACAAUGAGCUGACCCACAAGGAUCAGACGGGACUGGACCAGAAGCUCUUGACAAAGAACGAGAACUCGUGGACCAACGAGCACCAGCGGCGCACCUCGGCAGCCACUGCUGUGGCCGAUGGAGCCACGAACACCACGAAGGGCAAGGGUAAAGGCAACGCGACCGUGGAGCCGCAGCCCAUCGCCCUGGACGAGCAAGACUGGUCCGCCACCAUUGCGCAGGCCUCCAAGAAGUUGCCCGACGACACCUAUGAGUCUUCCAUCUCCCUCCACAGCAUGGAGGAUGCGGAGAAGUGGUGCACGGCGCUACGGCGCCAGAAAGAGCCGCUUGCCAUCCUGGCUUUCGGCACGGGCAGCGCAAACUGGGCCCACUUGAAGAUCCAGAUCCCUGUGCUCCAGGUUCCUGACGGCACCUCCAACCCGCGGAAGACCCUUUUGAACGGCGUCAUCUACCAGUUCGGCGAGGCCGACGUCACCAUGAAGACCAACGUCACGCAGCUCGACAAAACGGAUGGCAACGCGCCCUCCAUGUGCACCACCGCCCACGAGGCCGACACGCUGCCCGUCAACCCCACCAUGAGUGAGGUCUUCAGCAGUCAGUACAGUGGCGCUGCCCCCGUAGCUGUCGGUGGGCAGCGCAGGGACAAGCUGGGCAGCACAGCCAACGAGUGUUGGGAGACUGCCCGCAAGUCCGAUGCUAAGAUCUCCAUGGGCACUGGGCUACACGACGUCAUCAAGUCUACCAUGCAGGCCAUAUGCCCCGAGAUUCCGUCCCACGACGAGCCCAGCCGCCUGCUGCGAGCAGGAGGUUUGAAAGUGGCACCCAACAGCACCAUCCAGUUGAACCAGGACCAGCUUCAGAGAAGUUUGGCUGCCAUCCUCAAGAAAAUGAAUCUCCAGGAGAAACACGCCGAUGCCCCCAGCAAGAAGACGCCGCGCACCAGCGACGACGGCAAGGGCAGCAAG